CAGUGAGCUACAAAAACGUGGCUAUUUGACUAGCGUGCUACGUUCUUACAGAUGGCAGCUGUUAUUCAGGAUCCUUCUCGCCAGAUUACGAAGCCGGAACUAGUAUUCAAAAUCGACGGACUCUCUUGUGGUGUAAAUGAUGCGAUCUUUAUUCCUGGUAGAGACUCUAUUGUCACAGGAUCAGAGGAUCGCACUUUGAGGAUUUGGGUCAGGAGAGAUACUGGGAAGUUCUGGCCAACAGUUAUCGAGCUGCUACCCAGUCCCAUUACCUGUAUCACGUAUUCUGCCGAAUUACACAGAUUAUUCGUUGGUUUGGAGAAUGGGACGGUUGUAGAAUAUGACGUUGCUGAAGAUUUGAAUCAUAUUGAACACAAAAGAGACUAUCUCUCUCAUACUGCUAGGACAACUGGGAUCGUUUGCACCCCAGAUAUGGGUUGGGUUGUAUCUGCUUCAAAAGAUCGUACUGUCGCAUGGUAUUCGACCAAUAGUGGUAGACGUAUAUGUGAACAUAAUUUAGAGCACUCAGCCACUUGUUUGGAAUAUGAUGUUGGCUCACACUACGUGUUUGUUGGUGAUAGCAGCGGUCGCAUUACUUUACUGAGCAUUAAUCAAGUCAAUGGUCAAGUAACGUGUCGUGUAAUUCGUGAACUCCGUGGUCAUGAGCAGUCAGUAUCCUUUCUGGCUUGGGAUAGUGUAAAUUCUCGUCUAUUUUCUUGCAGUGCCGACCGUUCUGUUAUCUUCUGGGAUAUUGGUGGAGCUAAAGGUUCAUCUUUUGAGUUGCAAGGGCAUUCCAAAGAAGUAUCGUCAAUAUGUUGGUGGAGUAUGGGUGCCUCUUCUGCAAACGUCAAGGACAGUAAGUACAAAGGACUACUUAUAUCCGGUGGUCUCGAUGGUUAUCUGAUUUUCUGGUUUAUGGACCCUUCACGCAUAGAAAGUCCUAACUGGUCAGAAUCAGAUAUCUGUCAUAGCUGUAGCGGGCCAUUUUUCUGGAAUGUCCGUAAAAUGUGGAACAACAUGUCGGUUGGUGUGCGUCAGCAUCACUGUCGUAGAUGUGGUCAUGCUGUUUGUGACAAAUGUUCUCCUUAUCGGUCUAAUCUACCGUGUAUGGGUUUUGAAAAAGAUGUUCGUAUAUGCAAUCAAUGCUUUCCUUUAAUAACUGAUUCAGACCGCAGGAGUUUGGCUAUUUCGUUUGACGCUCGCCAUCCUGUUACAUGUAUUCGUGUAGAGGAAUCCUUGAACUUACUUCUAACGGUUGGGAAAGAUCGGAUUAUCAAGGUGUGGGAUAUCAAGGCUUUUUCAUCAAAUCCACAUUCAUAAACUGUAUACACUACAAAUGCUAUUUUAUGUGAUUUAUUUGGUAGGAUUAUUUCCCGCCUUUCAUGGUGCAUACACCAGUGAUUUUGAGACACUUUAUUCAUCUUUAUGUUCUACGAAAUUGAAAUUGUCUAAAAAUGAUCUCUGAUAACUUUGAAUAAGAUAUAUAGGCAUACAUUCUAUAAUAUAUUUACGUUUCCUCAUAAAUUUACUGUACAUAUCAAAAGUAUUUUAGCGUCUUUCUAAUGUAGUUUAAAAUGAUUCUGUAUGUAAAAUCCUUGCUUAAUAAUAUUAAAGCUAACCUGCCACAUAUUAUUCAGAAGUUAGUCUUACUUAGUUUCGCUAGUUCAAUAUUGAUAAACAGGAAAGGCUGAAACUCCGCACACCAAUGCAAUAGUUGAGUUUCCCGUAAUCGAAAACGACAGCCUCAUGAUUCCUAUAUUUCCUCAUUGUUUCGGGGUCAAACUAUUUCAUGUUAUUCACCUAACUACAAUAUGAUGCCUGCGUUCUAUAAGCUUUAGAAUGCGUUUGGGCUAGAGAAUAGUUCAUAAGAAAUCUAAGUUACAAACACGUCCCUUGUCUACUGAAAGCCACGGUAGUGCACAGUCGAUAGGAUAAAGUACAGGUCAGUUAGCCAGCUGAAACGUAGGACCAGGCACGUAUACGCAUCGGUAGAAGUUGCCACACCUCAUUAGCACAACAAGAUGAUCACUAAAUCCACAGAAGUAGUUAUCUCAAUGAUGGUAAUAUAUAAAAGAAAGAUUUCAUAUAAGGAUACAAUACAAAGAGAAAGAAUUGGUUCGUAGAAAGAAAGGUAUAAAGUAAUUUUCAUCUCACGGUUUAUGGGAAGACAAAGAGCGUAUACACCUACGCCAUUGUGAUCGAUUCUGAGUCGUCACAUAGAGUUUCCAGUCACUGGUUAUGAUAGUCGCGCAGACCCCAACCAAGUAGUCUGGGUCUACCGACAUGGCUCAGACCAGGACUUAGUGACCUUAUGGACUGAUGCCACGUUUUGGUUUGGUCGCCCCUAACUUCCAUCCGUCUCCAACACUGGUCAGCAUUGUGCGUCGUGGUAGUCGAUGGUUUGGCAUGUAAAAUACUUGGCCCAACCAUCUCAGUCGACGGAUAUCUUGCCUUCACCAUAGGUGAAGUAAGUUGGCAAAAGCCAAACGAGCUUUCUGAAUCCGUGCAGAUUUUGUCAGGCACCAAUCAAUUAGUGCCGAACAGACUUCCAAGAUAAGUGAAGUUGUCGACGUGUUCGACUACUUCAUUCCCUAUCCUUAGUUCAGGUGUUGACACAGGUCAGUCCUGAAGCAAUAAUUUGCAUUUAGAGGUGGAGAAACGCAUUCCAAACAUUCUGGCAUUGUUGCUGAGUGCUACCAAAAAACUCUGCAUUUUAUUAGCGUCUUCACCAGACGGGACUAUGUCAUCUGUGUAUUCUAAGUAAGUGUAUCUCCUGGUAGGAGAUCAAUUCCUGAAAACUCAGUCGACGAGAACGUUAUUUCCAGCAGUAGGUCUAUGAUGAAAUUAAACAAAAAUGGAGAUAGUGAACAGCCUUGUCGGACACCACUUGAAGUUGUGAAAUCGGACGACAGUUCGCCAUAAGCUCUAACUCGACUGGUAGUGUUCGAGUAAAGAGACUUCACAAGAUUUACGUACUUCUGAGGUACGCCUUUCAAUGACAGACACUGCCACAGAACAUCUCGGUCUAGAGUCAAAUGCUACUUUUAAGUCAAGGAAAGCUAUCAUAUGGGAUACUGAUAGGCAUGCCUGUGUUCUAAAAUCUGACGAAUGUUGAAUCUGUGGUCGAUGCGGCCACGACCAGGUCUGAAGCCAGCCUGAUUUUCACGUGUUUGCAGUUCACGAGUCUUUGUUGGGCGUCCUGUAGUUAUUGAGGCUAGUAUUUUAGAUGUUAUAUUAGUCAAACUAAUGUACUAUGAUAGUCACAGGAUGAUUUUGGCCUCUUAUAUAUUGGGACAAUUAGUGAUUGUGAUCAGUCAGAUAGGAUUACGUCCAACUCCCGGAUUUUAGUUAAAAUAUUAGCUAACCUAAUCGUUAAAACUGGACCACCAUACUUAGAGACCUCUGGAGCCAAUUCAUCUGGACCAGCUGCUCUUCCUCGUUUCAGAUUAGCUAUAGCUUUUUAAACUUCGAUUAGAGUCGGCGGACCUACUUCAGUGUUCCACUCAGGCUGUUUGGAGAUGGUGGGUAGCUGUAGAGCAGCUGAACUGCUCCUUAGUGUUCAACCCAUCAUUCUAAAUAUCUAAGAGUGCCGUUAUUUCCUAGAUUGUCUCACUUACACUUAACUUCUUAAUCCCGGUCUCUUCUAUUAGUCCGAAAAGCCGUCUUGUGUUACAUACAGCCGCUGUCUUUCCCAUAUCUUUUGCUUUUGGUUAGCCUAGAUCUGAUUUGCUUUUGCUCUUCAUCGUGUUCGGAGCCUGAUGGGAUGAGUUUGCGAGGGUCUAUCAGGGCAAUAGACUUUGUAGAAAUCCACUGAUUUUUCGUGGCCCUUUGGUUCAAAUCACUAAUAGAUGUCACUGUUGUUUCCACAGCUGUUAGUAUAUCUUUACAAGUAACAUCUGGAUCAGCCUUGCUUUCAGAAUUGCCUAAGUGUGACUUCGUUUGCUCCUAAAAUUUACCUUUGCCCUUCUCAUCGCUGACUUCAUUUCUAAUGGGUCUGUUUAAUGUGGCUUUUCUGCAUCCAGUGAGGCGCAGGUGAAUGCGUGCUCGUAUUAGAGCGUGAAUAGAGUCUAAACAUGCACCCCAGAACGAGCAGCAGUCUUCUAUCUGGCUUCUCCAAGGAUGACUGGUGGCAAUAUGGCCUAUUGGAGUCCAUCGUUGGUUUGUUGCAAGAGAUCGUUACGUUAGACGAUGUCUCUUCUUAUGCUUAAAAUUAGUGCUUGUUAAAAAUAGACGAUUGUUUGAGCACAGUUGCAGCAGACGAUUACCAUUAUCUGUUCGCUGAUCCGGAAUACCUAAAUACCUACCUAAAUGUAUUUCUGUUUGUUUUAAGCUAACCACUUUGGCGUUAGAGUCACCUGCUACAAGUACUAUGUCUGAGUGUUUAGCUUUUUGAAGCUUCCUGUAAAAUUCAUCUCACUUCGUCCGGGCUGCAGUCAGUGGGAGUGUAGGUAGAAACGACAUGUGUCCCUAUCCUUCCGAGUUCUUACGGAGCUGUUUAUCCGAAUAGCACAUAAGCGACUGUUAACAGGGAUGCAUCCCAAUAGUGCUUGUUCUGCCCUCAUAUUUAAUGCUAUGCCCAAACCCGCUAGUUCACGAGAUCUAGCAUUCAGGCCGCCAGAUAAAGGGAGGGUGUAUCUCGUUGGCUCCCCGUUUAAGCUAGGUUAGAUCAAGUUUUUUAGCAUAAACUGUGAGUAAUCUUCCAGAGGUGACGAUGGUCAAAUAUCGAGAUGUUCAGAAGUUCCUUUUUUAAGAAUCUAACGGAUGGGUUUUCGCUAAAAAAUUUGUAGACCUGACAUUUUUGAGUGUAUUGUAGUGUUACAAUGACUUCACCUUGACAUAUUUUUAAAAUUUGGUUACUUAAGCUCAAAUAUUUUUACAAAGGGGUACUAGAAUAUUUAUACACUUCAUAAUGCCCUGGUAUGGCCGAGAGCGGAGUGGGUUCGCCCUGCCUCUCGAAAUACUCUCACACGGCCACGCGUAUAUAGCCUCUGCCAGGGAAGCCCUACUCACUGCCUUCUCGUGGCGGGGGUGUUGUUUACGAAAAUGAGAGGACGAAAAGGGAAUGUCUGGCGCUUUAACUGGAUUCCAAGUGAAUGGUGCACAUGGGCUCCAGUAUCCUGCGGGAACAAAUGGCGUAUGAACCAAUUUUCGGUCACCCGGCUACCAUGGGACUGCAUCUCCUCACGGUGCUCCACUGCCUUGUGGGUUAGACCGUUAGGUCAAAGGCUCGGGGUGUGGCCUCCUAAGGAAACCACCUGCUUCGGCUUGGGCACCCAGGCAGUAUCACAGCCCACACACAAUUAAUGAACUGAACUGUCUAUGAUCAUGGAAACUAAUUCUCUUGCUUCGACGAACAUUCAAAUGAUUCAAAUAUUAUUAUUAUUGUUAUUAUUAUUUACUACAUCAUUAUUCACCCUCUUUUAUUCGUACUCUGUCUACUUAUUUUUUUCGACUUAUACAGCAGCCACUGUCCGGUUGAAAAUUGUAUGUUACCACCGAAUACGAGGACUGAAGCAGUUUUUCUGAAACCACGUGCACCAUUCAAACUGGCUGCCUUCAACGUUCGCACAUUUAUGCAGGUCGGACAACAGAUAGAGCUGGCUAUCUCUUUGGGAAGUCUUAAUAUCGAUGUUUGCUGUCUAUCCGAGACCCGUAUUCAAGACUCUGGUGAAGUACUACAAAUUCGAUCUCCAUCUGUCGCUUCGAAAAGCUUGUUUUACGUGCGCUUAUCCGGGGACUCUGUGGCGUCUUCGUCUGGUCUUGCUGGCGUUGGUGUCGCACUAAUCGCUAGAGCUGAGGCAGCACUAGUCGAUUGGAUCCCCAUUAACAGUCGGUUAUGUGUUGUUAGAUUAGAGAGUUCCAUCAAAGUGAGAAGAAAUCGGCGUGAGAAACGAUGUCUUUUCGUCAUCUCCGCCUAUGCUCCGACAGAUUGCAGCCCGGAUGCAAUCAAGGAUGGGUUUUACCACCAGUUAUCUGUUCUUCUCCAGAAAGUGCGUUCGACAGAUAUUGUAGUACUAGCCGGAGACUUGAAUGCUCAGGUCGGGCGUCUAGGCACAGAAGAGAGUCGUUUAGGUGGCCCAUGGGGACUUGUUGGUCGCAGGACAGAUAACGGAGACCGUCUACUGCAACUAUGCACAGACCACAACCUGUUUCUGGCUAGCACUAACUUUCGGCACAGUCAUCGCCGAUGUGCCAUCUGGCGUCCUCCCUCUGCAUCUCAAGCCUGGACUCAGAUUGAUCACAUCGCGAUCAUCUACCACUAGCGUGGUUGUGUACAAGACUGCCGCUCCUUUUGGAGUACCUAUCUGGACUCUGAUCAUGCCUUGGUCUGCGCCAAUCUCGCCUUACUUUUCAGUGGACAACGAAGUGACCGCCACCAACGGAUUGAUGUUAGCAAGUUGGUUGCAACUUCUGUUGCAAGUAAGUAUCAAACCGAGCUAGCUUCUAGGCUAGCUACCAUUCCACCGAAAAGUAUAGAUGAGAAUUGGUUGUAAUUGCAUGACGCCAUGAAAAUGGCGGGUACAGUAAGUUGUGGGUUUGCGAAACGUCCCGCUUAUAAGCACUGGGUUUCUUCAGGCUCCUUACAACUCAUUGAAGCCCGUCGGUCUACUCCGGGUGACCGUGAGUUUGACCACAAACGAAGGUUGUUACGUAGCGAAAUUGGGCAAAGCUUGCGUAAGGACCGAGAAGCCUGGUGGUCGGAGCGUGCUAAUGAGCUGGAAGCAGCAGCUGCAUCUAGUAAUUACCGGAAGCUCUUCCAACUCAUCCGAGCCACUGGCAGCAAGAAGUCUGGUGUGAGCGAAACAAUCUGUGAGGAUGACGGGAUGCCAAUCACUAAUAUCCAUCGACGUCUUGGACGAUGGGCAGAAUUUUUUGAAGGGCAGUUCAACUGGCCCUCUGCUCCGGCAGCAUCGGUCAGACUGUCCUGUCCCCCAUGGCUUGUGACGACUGAUCCACCAAAUGAGGCGGAAGUCCACAAGGAACUCCAACUCUUGAAGCGCUACAAAUCACCUGACCCAGAUGACUUACCUCCGGUUCUUUUUAAAGAUGGUGGUGACUUUCUGGUUAAGGGACUGACGACGUUGUUUACAAAGAUCUGGGGACUAGAGAGUGUACCAACGUCAUGGAGUGAGUCGAUAGUUGUCCCUAUCUUUAAAAAGGGUUCACGUCGUUCCUGUAACAGCUAUCGGAGGAUAAGUCUACUUCCGAUUGCGUCCAAGCUAUUGGCUUCCGUCAUACUUCAUAGGUUGUUAAAAACCCGAAAAAGAUUGACUCGCGAGGAGCAGGCUGGAUUUCGUUCUGGUCGAGGAUGUAUUGAUCAUAACUUCACCCUCCGCCAAAUGUUAGAACACCUCCAUACUUAUCAAAGGCCAACAAUCGUAGUGUUUCUUGACAUCAGGGCUGCCUUCGAUUCGUUGGAUAGGACUGUUCUCUGGGAUUGUCUAUUGAAGAAGGGUGUGCAUGAGAAGUUUAUUAACAUCUUAAAGGCCCUAUAUACAAACACCUUAGGCAGAAUGAGGGCAUACAACCACCUCUCUCCAUUGUUCCAUUCGAGCAGUGGGGUUAGACAGGGUUGCCCAAUCUCACCAUUCCUCUUCAACUUUGCCAUCGACGACAUUCUGGAAACAGCUCUGAUGGAUGUAAGUAAUGGUGGUGUGGAUCUGUUGCCUGGAGAAAGACUUCUCGACCUUGAGUAUGCGGAUGAUAUUGUCUUACCGCGCGAUAAUGCCCAAGCCAUGCAAUCCGCACUUAAUCAGUUGGCGAUCAAUGUCCGUAGGCAUGGUAUGUGCUUUGCACCUUCGAAGUGCAAAGUACUUCUACAAGACUGGCAGGAUUCUAAUCCUGUACUCACCCUGGAUGGUGAGCAGAUAGAAGUGGUCGAGAAGUUCGUGUAUCUGGGUAGCUGCAUAAGUGCUGGUGGGGGUGUGAGUGAUGAGAUCAAUGCACGUAUAGUGAAAGCCAGAGCGGCUCAUGUCAAUCUGGGCCAUCUUUGGCGCCUUCGUGAUGUUAGUCUGGCUGUAAAAGUUCGGAUUUACAACUCGUCGGUGAGAGCAGUUUUGCUCUAUGCUUGUGAAACCUGGCCUCUCCGAGUUGAGGACGUUAGACGACUCUCUGUGUUCGAUCAUCGUUGUCUCCGAAGGAUUGCUGACAUCCAGUGGCAACUCCAUGUUAGUAAUGUACAGGUUCGGCAUCGUGUGUUCGGACACAGAGACGAUAAUGCAAUUGGUGUCACCAUCGUGAGACAUCGACAACGGUGGCUUGGACAUGUUCUACGAAUGUCCUCCCAGAGAAUUCCACGUCGUGCAUUAUUUGCCGACUCUGGGACUGGUUGGAGAAAGCGGAGAGGUGGUCAGUAUAUGACAUGGUGUCGUGGUAUGGAAGAAAGCUGCAAAGGACUGGCUUGUGACGGUCCUUCACGACUCUCCGGUUGGGGUCCGAGAGAUGGUGCUACACAGUGGCUAGAGACGUUAUCAGAUAUGGCUCAUAAUAGAAGCCAGUGGCGAUCCUGCUGUAACCUUUUACUUUCUUCAUAAAAGUGGUUGUUUCUACCUUAACUGAAAGAUUUGUUCUGAUUGUACCUUUCCGUUCCCUCAUUAUGACUAUGAUUGUUACUACAAUCCCUUACACCGAUCUCUUAUUGUUUUUUUUAAAUUUUUUUUACGUUCCUCAUUUUUUUCUUCUAAAUUCUCAUUGUUUUGUGUAGCGCAUAUAUAUUUGGCGCACUCCUG
Schistosoma haematobium is the source of this 8726-nucleotide messenger RNA. RefSeq names its product ATP-binding cassette sub- A member 3. Gene Ontology annotation, molecular function: metal ion binding; protein binding. The transcript has 8 exons. The coding region runs from base 6504 to 8531 and encodes 675 amino acids. NCBI's taxonomy places the organism in Eukaryota, Metazoa, Platyhelminthes, Trematoda, Strigeidida, Schistosomatidae. The record is from RefSeq and is a predicted model, not a curated record.